Messenger RNA from Xyrauchen texanus (razorback sucker), 400 nucleotides. Its product is annotated as tRNA (adenine(58)-N(1))-methyltransferase non-catalytic subunit TRM6-like. Gene Ontology annotation, cellular component: nucleus; tRNA (m1A) methyltransferase complex. The record is from RefSeq and is a predicted model, not a curated record. Bases 137 to 400 code for a protein of 87 amino acids. The transcript is spliced from 4 exons. Gene Ontology annotation, biological process: tRNA methylation. NCBI's taxonomy places the organism in Eukaryota, Metazoa, Chordata, Actinopteri, Cypriniformes, Catostomidae.
AGGGACAAUCCCCCCGGAACAACCUGGAGUUAAGUGCCUUGCUCAAGGACACAAUGGUGGUGGCUGUGGGGAUCGAACCAGUGACCUUCUGAUUAACAGUUGGUGAUUGCUAGUCGAUUCCACCCCUGCCCUGUUAAUGGGUCUGCUGAAGUUUGUAGCUCCUUCACGACCAUUUGUAGUGCACUCGCAGUACAGAGAGCCUCUGAUUGAGAGCUAUACCAAGCUUAGGGAACAAGGAGGAGCAAUCUGUCUCAUAUUGAUAGACUCCUGGCUCAGGCAUUACCAGGUGCUGCCCAGUAGGACUCAUCCAGUGUUACUCAUGAGUGGAGGUGGAGGUUAUCUCCUCUCAGGGAUGACGGUUGCUGCAGGCACUGCCAAAUCUGGAAAUAAACAGAAAUAA